Gambusia affinis (western mosquitofish) is the source of this 2086-nucleotide messenger RNA. RefSeq names its product xylulokinase homolog (H. influenzae) (gene xylb). Gene Ontology annotation, cellular component: cytosol. Bases 611 to 2014 code for a protein of 467 amino acids. Lineage: Eukaryota; Metazoa; Chordata; Actinopteri; Cyprinodontiformes; Poeciliidae. Gene Ontology annotation, biological process: D-xylose metabolic process; xylulose metabolic process. The transcript has 19 exons. The record is from RefSeq and is a predicted model, not a curated record. Gene Ontology annotation, molecular function: D-xylulokinase activity.
CACCGGACUCGGUCCACUUGCCGGUUCCGGGAGACGCGCGUGUUCACGUAGGCACGUGCAUGCGCGUGGACGGAAGCUUACUGCGCAGACGCAGAACUAAAGCGCAGCAAGUCGGCGCAACAGAUGUUUGUUUAUGAAAACCACGCGGAGGUUUGUUUAUACCGGAAGUGAUGAGAUGCAGAGAGUCCAGCUCAGAUUGGAGAACUACUGGUUCUGACCCGAAUGGACAUUAACUAUACAGUACCUAUUAACCAAAGAACAAGCAGAACCAGAACCUGUGGGAGGUCAAAGUUCACUCAGCAGAGUUCUGUCCAGUUUGAUCAGGUUUAACCUUUGAACCUGCUACGGUUCUGACCGGGUCUGACCCAGCAGAACUCACUGACCCAAAGAGGACUCUGAACUUUGACUCAGACCAUCCUAAUGGGACAGCAACACCAGACUCAUAAUCCAACAUGGCGGCGUAAAUCCAUUGAAGGCGGUGGCCAUCGAUGAAGACCUGGGCCCGGUCCAUCAGGACAGUGUGCAGUUCGACUCUGAGCUACCUGAGUUCAGGACUCAGGGAGGAGUUCACAUCCAUCCUGACGGGCUGACGGUCACCUCACCUGUGCUCAUGUGGGUCAAGGCUCUGGACCUGCUGCUGGACAGGAUGAAGGCGGCGGGAUUCGGGUUCUCCCGGGUCCGAGCGCUGUCCGGUUCCGGCCAGCAACAUGGCGCCGUGUUCUGGAAGACCGGAGCGGCUCGGACUCUGGCCCAGCUGGACCCGGGUCAGAACCUGCACCAGCAGCUGAAGGACAGCUUCUCCGUGCAGGACAGUCCCGUGUGGAUGGACUCCAGCAGCAGGCCGCAGUGUGACGCCCUGCAGGAGGCAGCAGGGGGCGCCAUGAGGCUGGCAGACAUCACUGGAUCCCGAGCCUACGAGCGCUUCACAGGAAACCAGAUCUCCAAAGUGCGGCAGAACCGACCGGACCAGUUCCAGGACACUGAGAGGAUCUCAUUGGUCAGCAGCUUUGGAGCGUCUCUCUUCCUUGGUCGCUACGCUGCCAUCGAUUACAGCGAUGGUUCUGGGAUGAAUCUGUUGGACAUCCGGCACAGGAAGUGGUCUCAGGUCUGCCUGGACGCCACGGCAACCAACCUGGAGCGCUUGCUGGGAGAGCCUUGUCCGUCCACCGCCGUCCUGGGCCCGGUCUCGUCCUUCCUGCAGCGUCGCUACGGUUUCUCUGGGAGCUGCAGCGUCGUGGUGUUCACUGGAGACAACCCAGCGUCUCUAGCAGGAAUGUGUCUCCAUCAGGGGGACAUCGCGGUCAGUCUGGGGACGAGCGACACGCUCUUCCUGUCCCUCUCUGAGCCGCGGCCGUCCCUGGAGGGACACGUCUUCUGCAGCCCGGUGGAGCCGGACGGCUUCAUGGCUCUGCUCUGCUUUAAGAACGGCUCUCUGACCCGGGAACGAGUCCGGGACCGCUGCUGCUCCGGGUCCUGGGACGUUUUCUCCCAGGCGCUAGACGGGACGCCGCUGGGGAACCACGGCAACAUCGGCUUUUAUUUUGACACCAUGGAGAUCACGCCUCCCGCCGUCGGUCUGCAUCGCUUUGACGCCAACGACCGCCAGGUGUCCUCCUGGAGUCCAGAGCUGGAGGUCCGGGCUCUGGUGGAGGGACAGUUUCUGUCCCGCCGGCUCCACGCUGAGAGACUCGGAUACUCCAUCGGGUCCGGCAGUCGGGUUCUGGCCACCGGCGGCGCUUCGGCCAACAGGCAAAUCCUGCAGGUUCUGUCCGACGUCUUUGACGCUCCGGUUUACACCAUCGACCUGUCAGACUCCGCCUGCUUAGGCUCCGCCUACAGGGCUCUCCAUGGUUUAGUGGCCGAUUCUGGAGUCUCCUUCCUGGACCUGCUGAGGAACGCUCCAGAACCUCAGCAGGUGUGCCGCCCGCACCGCAGCGCUCCGCAGGUUUACGACCCGAUGUUGAGGCGCUACGCUGAGCUGGAGCAGAAGGUUCUGGAGCAGAGCUGCGCCUGAGGCCGACCAGCCAAUCAGGAGGCUGCACUGGACCUCCUGGUUACCAUGGUGACUGGUUCUGCUCUCUGAUUG